AUGCUUUAUAAACCAAACACAAUUUCAAUAAUUUAUAAAAAUACCUUUUUUACUUCUUUCACUUUCGCUACUUUAAAUAUAUUUUGGCUUGAUUCUUUUAACUCAAUGAUUUUCAAUUCGUUGUCUUUAAUUGAUUGUUGUGUCUUUUUCACAUUUUUAUGUUUUUCCAAUUUAAGUGCAUUUAUUCAAACUCAUUUUAUUCAAAUUCUGCAAAACAUUCAAAAUUUGUCACGAUGGACAAAUAACAACCCCGUCUUGAUUAUUGAGCCUGGCGUUGGUAAGACAGCUAUUUGGAAGGGUUUGUUGCAGCCAAAAGUAAAAAAAUACAAACUCAUCGAACUUGAAAUGGGUGCCCUGAUUAUUGUUGCACAAUACAGAGGACAAUUUGAAAGGCGACUGAAGACUGUUUUAAAGGAGGUGAAAGCGAAUUGCAUUCAAGUCAUAAGUCUAUUUCCUUUUUUCAGUCGUCUUUUUAUUCGGUUAUUUUGUUCAUUUUAUUCGUAUAAGGUGAACAAGACUUCCUACAAUUCGCUUUCAGCAGCAUAUUUAGCAAAUAGGCUGCUAUAA
This is a messenger RNA of Entamoeba invadens IP1, 567 nucleotides long. RefSeq names its product chaperone Clpb, putative. The record is from RefSeq and is a predicted model, not a curated record. Gene Ontology annotation, cellular component: cytoplasm. The transcript has 3 exons. The coding region runs from base 1 to 567 and encodes 188 amino acids. Gene Ontology annotation, biological process: cellular response to heat. NCBI's taxonomy places the organism in Eukaryota, Evosea, Mastigamoebida, Endamoebidae. Gene Ontology annotation, molecular function: ATP hydrolysis activity.